AAAAAAAAAAAAAAAAACAAGCGCGGGAAUGAAAAGACGUAACCAAGAAGAAGAGGAGAGAGGAGAAGCACAAGAAGCAAAGUGUAAAUAAAAACAACAAUGGACCCCGAAAACAACAACGGAGCCGCUCCGAGUGGAAAUAACGCGGACGAAAUUGUCAGUUUCCCGCAGGUCGCGGCUGUUGCCACAGGCUGGAUGUUGGACUUUUUGUUUGUAAGUUUGUGUCGACAUUUCAAGGAAGACAAGCUGGAUGAAUUCAACGAAACGAUAACAGUUUUACAGGCCAUUUCUCAGAGUGCGUCUCUUAAAGGAAAAGACCAUAAUGAGAAAACGAUGAUCUGUGCCUUCCUCGCAAGAGUCAUGCAUGGAAAGCAGUUGGAUGUCCUGUUUGAAGAAGAUGAGUCUGUGAUGCCGUUGAUGUCUGCUGCCAAAAUAUGGUCGACCCUAGAACACGUUGUUGCAGAUGAAGAUUUAUUCAAAAACGUCACCAUUCUCUUGCUUGUCCAGUCUGUGGCCAUCUGCUUGGAGAAAGGCCAAAAAUCUGCUGCCUCCUCUGCCCUCAAAUGGUUUGAGAACAACCAUGAGUUCCCGGAGAAAACGGGAGUUAAACUGUGGACAAUAGUGAAACAGAGGGACACUUAUCACCCGUUCCUGAUGAGCUUCACCUUCAGCCGCCUGCUGGAGACGGUCCAGUGUUUCGUUGAUGCCUAUUUGGAGAAGAAUCCGUCUGACGACCUCCUCAAGGCGGCUACAAAGACGGUCCAGACGUCGCAGAACAUUGAGGAUUUGGAGGACGUUGUGUCACAGAACAACUCUCUUUCAGACACGGUCAAUAAAUCGGCAAAGAGCAAAAAAACGAAACGGAAACUUCUCACUAAAAUGACCGACCUGUGGACACCCAACUCAAGCAAGAAGCCUUUCGUCUGCGUGGAACGACUCUCCGUAAAUGAGUUGUCUCAGCUGAAGUCUGAAAAGUCACCGCACACCGCGGAGGUAAAGACGUCUAGAAAAACACGUGAGAAAUGGACACAUCAGCUGGACAAAUACCUCAAGGAAGGCGUGAAACGUCACGGCCAGGGGAAGUGGUCUCAAAUCCUGCUGGAUUAUGACUUUGAAGGACGCACUGGCACCAUGCUCAAAGACCGCUGGAGAGUUCUGAUGAGGGCGCAUGAAGUCGGCUGAAGAGGAGACGUUCCCCGCCAACAAUGUAGCAAUGUAGCGGCGUUAAAGUAUUUUAUGUUCCUGUUGUGAUCUGCUUUGUUGCUGCCGAGAAGACGCCACUAGAGGGUGCUAAGAGGAGCGCGCACUGAUAAAUUUGCAUUUUGUAAUGUAUGUAUGCGGAAUCUGAAACUCUCACUUUCACCAAAUCCAAUGCAUUUAGUUUCUAUUUAUCUUAACAGUGUAUUUGCUUCUGAACAUUUUUUUUUUUUUUUUUU
Molecule: messenger RNA, 1436 nt
Organism: Mugil cephalus (flathead mullet)
Lineage: Eukaryota; Metazoa; Chordata; Actinopteri; Mugiliformes; Mugilidae
Gene: terf1
Product: telomeric repeat binding factor (NIMA-interacting) 1
Exons: 9
Coding region: 100-1182 (360 amino acids)
Biological process (GO): telomere maintenance
Cellular component (GO): nucleus; chromosome, telomeric region
Molecular function (GO): telomeric repeat DNA binding; protein homodimerization activity
Source: RefSeq, a predicted model, not a curated record